AAUGGCAUAUCAACAACCAAAGACGUUCACAGGAAGCGUCGCAACAGAUCAAGCCCUAGCAGGGUUCACCGCGGGAGCUGCUUCUACGGUCCUGCUUCACCCUUUGGACUUGGUGAAGACCCGAUUUCAAAUCGAUGCUUCAACACGCCGUCUGUCCAGCCUCGAUGCAUUUCGCCGUAUAUGGAGAGACGAAGGUGGGGUUCGUGGGCUGUAUCGUGGUGUGACUCCUAAUUUGGCUGGAGCGACAGUGUCAUGGGGAAUGUAUUUCUGGUGGUAUUCCAUCAUAAAAGACUGGAUGCGCGAUACCCCCGCCCAGCAACUUGGACCCGGGCAGCACCUCCUUGCGUCCGCUGAGGCAGGUGCAUUGACUGCAGUCUGCUCAAAUCCUUUUUGGGUUAUCAAAACCCGAAUGUGCGCCACACGGGCAUCAGACGCAGGUGCCUACAAAGGCGUUCCGGAUGGCUUGAAACGUCUAUGGAACGAGGAAGGACUUCGAGGGCUGUACAAAGGCAUGGUCCCGGCAUUCUUUGGAGUGUCGCACGGUGCUCUCCAGUUCAUGGCCUAUGAAGAGAUGAAGAAAUGGAGACAGGAGGCCAUGCCGGGGAAAGACAUAAAUAAGCUGGACACGGGCGAGUACUUGGUCAUGGCAGCCACAUCCAAGGUGUUUGCCACAGUAUGCACAUAUCCAUACCAAGUGUUGCGCUCUCGUCUGCAGUACCAGAUAGGACACCAAAAUGUCGUUUAUAAAGGAGUUUUGGGAACCAUCAAGAUAAUAUACAGUCGUGAGGGUAUUCGCGGUUUCUACAAGGGAAUGGGCAUCAAUAUCAUCCGCGUUCUUCCGGGCACAUGUGUGACGUUUGGGGUUUACGAGGGUGUCAGCAAGCUGUUCAGACUCUAUGGAAGCUGAACGCUGGUUGCCCUGUUCAAGGACAUAUGUAUUUCAUAUUUACAUUCUUUUUAAAGCAUUCGAUCUAGAUUCCCCGUUCAAUCGCUUUAAUGCAGUUCAUAAAAGGAUGAUGACAAUCAAGGUCACCUCCAAAAUAUCGCGCAUACAAACGCGUUAUAGGUAACCCAUAC
Spizellomyces punctatus DAOM BR117 is the source of this 1077-nucleotide messenger RNA. RefSeq lists its product as uncharacterized. Gene Ontology annotation, biological process: folate import into mitochondrion; nucleotide transport. The transcript has 8 exons. NCBI's taxonomy places the organism in Eukaryota, Fungi, Chytridiomycota, Chytridiomycetes, Spizellomycetales, Spizellomycetaceae. Gene Ontology annotation, molecular function: folic acid transmembrane transporter activity; FAD transmembrane transporter activity. Gene Ontology annotation, cellular component: mitochondrion. The record is from RefSeq and is a predicted model, not a curated record. The annotation marks the transcript as partial.